Molecule: messenger RNA, 1704 nt
Organism: Rasamsonia emersonii CBS 393.64
Lineage: Eukaryota; Fungi; Ascomycota; Eurotiomycetes; Eurotiales; Trichocomaceae
Product: C6 transcription factor
Exons: 4
Coding region: 1-1704 (567 amino acids)
Biological process (GO): DNA-templated transcription
Molecular function (GO): DNA binding; zinc ion binding
Source: RefSeq, a predicted model, not a curated record
AUGACCUGCCCUGCACCUUCAAUCGAGUCGUCGGAGGGAAUCGAAAGAAGAAGAGUGGCGGGCCGAAGUACCGGACAUUCAACCCAUCAGCAUGCUGCUCAGCUAUCUCCGCCGGUGAUCGAGCCGCAGCCCUUUGGUCGCGGCUUUGGCAAACUGCACUUUGCCGGCUACAACCUGGGCGAGAUCAGCUCGCACAAUGGCAUCCCACUGUUCUCCCCCGAGGGCCAGGAAUGGGUACAAUCCCGGACCGGAGAGAAGGCAACGUUCGAGAAACUAUGCGCCUUUGGCCCGCCCUGGCAGAACCAGCAUCGCUUCUAUACAGCCUCCAUUCCGGCUGAUUUCCAGCGACUCCAAGCCUCAGUGGAGCUGCCAGAUAGAAAGAUCGUAGAGGAGUAUUUAUCGAUAUACCGCUCCUCCAUCAUUCGUCUGGUGUUUCCCUUCAUUGACCCCGUCCUCUUCCAGGAGACGUUGAAGCUGGCCUACGAAUCGCAGCAGGCUCCCAUGCCGGCUGGUGCGGCCAGUGCCAAGGCGUGCGUCUACGCUUUUCUUUCUGUGGUGUCGAUUUUCAAUCUAGACGGAGUGUCUCUCCUAGUAGAUAGCGAAGCUUGCUCCGUGAAAGCGCAGUGCUUUACCCCGCAACUUGUGCAGGAAACGACGAUUGACGGGCUACAGACCUCUAUCAUGCUGUGUCUCUUUCAGCUCUUCUCCGGAGACCUGCAAUCUGCCGCCCUGCUCAGUGCUAUUGCCUGCCGGGCCGUAUUCAUGCUGGGAGGCAAUACAAUGUCCGACACAGCCUACGUGACAAGUGAUCCAACAUCGCGGGUUCGAUUCCAUCUUCGGAAUCUGUUCUGGCUGUGUUACACCGUCGACAUCGAGAUCUCUCUGCGAUCCGGGCAGCCGCCCUCUAUCAACGAUGCAUAUUGCGACUUGACCCUGCCGCCACGGUAUGUCGAGAUGCAAUAUGCCGAUUUAUGUCAUGACGUGCCUAUCGACGACGAUUUGAUCGUUCCGUUGUUUCCGGGGGAUCUGCGACUCUCCAUCAUCAAGAUGCGGGCGUAUAACGCCCUGUAUUCGGUGAAAGCCCUGCACAAAUCCGACGCAGAGCUCCUGAAGGACAUCCGCGAGCUGGACGACGAGCUGGAGCAAUGGCGCAUGUCCGUGCCGCCGAAAUACCGGCCCACCCUGUCGUUUUCCCACGAGACGCCCUUCGUCGACAAGAGCAUGAAGUCGAUCAUCCUGCGACUGGAGUACCACCACUGCGUGGCGGCCAUCCAUCGGGCGAGCGGUCGUUGCCGUGUCUGGGCCGGUGGGCAGAGCGGUGAGAUGGAAGGCGUCAGCUCAAGUCUGGCGCUAUCUGUGGGAGCCAGUCGAUCGUCGCUGCACUACCUGCGGACGGCAGUGCACACGCUUACGGGGGACUGUUUCUGGAUGAUCCUUUUCUAUCCAAUGUCCGCUCUUCUCACCAUCUUCUGCAAUCUGCUUAUGAACCCACUGGACCCGCAGGCGAUCGAAGACCUGGAGCUCCUCAGCCGGGUGCCCGAGCUGGUGAAAGGGAUCCGGAUCCGCCAGCUGACAUUGAACGAGAUCCUGCACAUCAAGCUGGUCGACGACUUUGUCGCUGAGUUGAUCCGACUGGGCAAGUGUGCCGUUGCAAAAGCCCAGAGAGAGCGGGAGCAAGCCGAAACUAUCAGGCAAAAAAGCUGA